This is a messenger RNA of Emericellopsis atlantica, 1470 nucleotides long. RefSeq lists its product as uncharacterized. The coding region runs from base 1 to 1470 and encodes 489 amino acids. The transcript is spliced from 3 exons. Lineage: Eukaryota; Fungi; Ascomycota; Sordariomycetes; Hypocreales; Bionectriaceae. The record is from RefSeq and is a predicted model, not a curated record.
AUGACGAAGCAAUCCCCUGAUCUGUACCACUUCCAUUCUGAUGAGGAUAUCAAACCUUCACCGGCGCUAUAUCCUUCAGUUUCUGCGUUCAGAAAAAAUGCACCGAAAGAACCCGACGAGCUCGCUAGAGACCCUGAGGUUGCCAACAUGCCGGAGAGCAGUGACCGAAAGCACACGAGCUCUGGACACGGAGCAAAUGUCGGCAUGUCUGAGAUUCCAGCGCCCCCAGUUCCCGAGUUCAAUCGUCAAGUACAUGAGCUCAGUCACAGACACUUCACCAGAGAACGUGGCCGCAAGCAGUCACUCAACCACCAGAGCGCCCAGCGUAGAGAACACUCUCAUUAUCCACAGUCUCCCAUCCGAAACAGACGCAUUCAAGAAGCACCUCUUGCAUCACCGGCCCCCCUGCGACGCGCCGAGUCUAGUGGACGAGAUCUGAAGUCUUCAAAUGAGAUAAUUGACGUGGACGCAGAGGAGGAUGAAAAGAUCGCCACAAUGAGCGCAAUCUACAGUAUUGUCACCGACAUGAGGAAUAUGAUGAUCACAGAUAGGCAACAUUCGCCCGAAAACCUCGCCGAGCUUGAGCAGAAGCUUCUGAGGGCAAAUCAGGAACGUGACAGGGCUGUCGAGCACGCCACAUCCGGAGACGAACGCAACUACAAACUUCAGCGCGAGCUGCUCGCGCAGAUAGAGGCAUAUGAGGAGGCUAGGGCUGGGCAGACCACAGCGCCACGGGCGCUAUCCCGGCUCAACCGCCUCGGCAACUCGCUCAAGAGUUCUGACUCCGCUAUACAAGAAGCAUGGGGUCAGCUAUCCUAUGCAAUCACGAACCUAGCGUGCUGUCUCGCCAAAGGCAAGCCUGACAUGGCUCAAAUGGAGGAUGUUAGGUUGACCCUCCGCCAUGUACUCCUGAAUGAGCCAAGAGAGAUGGAUAACGAAGGAGGGCGCCAGCGCAUGAUAAAAAUGUUUCUUUGGCGGGUUGCGCGCAAGUGGUGGCCUUGUGGUGGAAAGCCUUCCGGAACCAAGACUGCCAAAACAUGGAAAUCUCUCCGAGCCGGGAUGCUGGCGGGACGAGGAGCGCGCGAAAAGCGUGCUUCAAUGGAUUUCGUCAAGACUUUACAAAGUCAGCUGAGACCCUUCCUCGGCCACCUUGAGGAUGAUACGCGAUCCCAGAGGCGUCUGGAAGGGGAUCUCAUCGACCUGUUCGAUAUGCUGAAGCAGCUAGAAAGCAUAUUCUUCGGCGCAAAGUGCAUUUACCAGCCCGUCUUGCGGUUUGUACCAUUGGAAGAACCACAUCUUUACGACGAGGAGUUCAUGGAAGCAGCUGUCACCACCAAGACGCCAUCGCCAGCGUCGAAGGUGAAGGUGAAGUAUGUGCUGUCGCCCGGUCUGAUAAAACAUGGGAGAGCGGAUGGCACCGAGUUGGGAAACAGGACCGUCGUGGUCAAGGCCGAGGUGGUCCUCGAGUGA